AUGGUCGUCGUGUCCGCACAGGCGCACACGAUAGAGCCGCUGCAUCAAAGCCGCUCCCAACGUAUCAAGUUCUGCUCUACCUUCGCAACGAGUGGCAGCACGGCUAUGACGUUUACUACUCCCUCUCGAGGGCUGGAGGCUUUUUCAUGCAUCAGCGUAGCCGAUUCUACAGAUUCAGGCCAGUGUGAGGUGCUAUUGCACACGGCCUGGAUCGGUAGAUCUUCCUCGCAGCCGCGUGCUCGAGAGCACUUCUACGUUGCCUUCUUCGAUUGA
Messenger RNA from Phytophthora nicotianae INRA-310, 273 nucleotides. RefSeq lists its product as hypothetical. The record is from RefSeq and is a predicted model, not a curated record. NCBI's taxonomy places the organism in Eukaryota, Oomycota, Peronosporomycetes, Peronosporales, Peronosporaceae. Bases 1 to 273 code for a protein of 90 amino acids. The transcript has 2 exons.